Messenger RNA from Miscanthus lutarioriparius, 534 nucleotides. The record is from the annotation of a GenBank genome assembly. NCBI's taxonomy places the organism in Eukaryota, Viridiplantae, Streptophyta, Magnoliopsida, Poales, Poaceae.
AUGGCGUCCACUGUAACAGCCGCCAAUAGCCAUGGAAGCGUCCUGCGUACCCGUACCGCCCCCUCCUGCAGGCAGCUCGCAGGUGAUUUCGGCUUCGAUCCCCUGGGCCUCGGCGAGGAUCCGGCAAGCUUGAAGUGGUACGUUCAGGCCGAGCUCGUGCACUGCCGCUUCGCUAUGGCAGGGGUCGCCGGCAUCCUUUUCACUGACUUGCUCCGUGUAUCAGGGAACAGCGACCUCCCGUGUGGAUCACAAGCAGAGGAAGGAACAUUCAUAGGGUUAGAGGCUGCACUUGCAGGUCAACAGCCAGGCUACCCUGGGGGUCCACUGUUCAAUCCACUAGGACUUGCAAAGGAUAUAGAGAAUGCUCAUGAAGAGAAGCUGAAAGAAAUCAAGAAUGGGAGGUUGGCAAUGGUAGCCAUGCUUGGUUUCAUGGUGCAAGCAUCAGUAACUCAUGCCGGCCCUAUCGACAAUCUUUUGACACACCUUUCGGACCCGUUCAACAAAAAUAUCAUCCACGCAUUCUCCUCUUCCUAA